AGCGCUGGUCGCCCCAUGGAUCUCGAGCAUGGCAGCAAAAAGCCCCCCGCUGCACCGGCGGCUGCGGCGCCGACCCGCAACAAGCUCCUGCAGCUCAGGGACAGGCUGGUCGCCGUGCAGCCGGUCGUGCUGCGCGCGGCUGCGGCCCUGGCCGCGGUGGUGGCGGCGGUCGUCAUGGCGCUCAACACCCAGUCCUACACCGCGGUGGUCGCCAUCGUCGGCACCAGGCCGCUCACGCAGACCUUCACCGCAGAGUUCAGGGACACGCCUGCAUUUGUGUACUUCGUCAUAGCCAAUGCCAUUGCCGGUGCGUAUAACCUGGUGGUGCUGAUCAUCAGGCGCCUAACUCUGCGGCGAAGGACGGCGAGUUUGGUUGUGCAUAUGCUCGACAUGGUGAUCAUGGCUCUGUUGGCUACCGGUGCCGCCACAGCGGCCUCGAUGGCGGAGCUAGGCAAGAACGGUAACUUGCACGCGCGGUGGAACCCGAUCUGCGACAGGUUUGGUUCCUUCUGCAGCCGUGGAGGCAUUGCCAUCGUGUCAUCGUUCAUCGGUGUGGCCCUCAUGCUGGCACUGAACCUAUUAUCAGCUGCAGCCAACGCUCACCGGCCCAACAUGGCGGGCCAAUGAGUAGUCCGCAUCUCAGACAGCUCAUCCACAACAAUGCACUGUUUCUGCAUUUGGAUCUCACUCUGGUGGUCAAGGCAGCACAACUGUGAGUUGCUCUGAUACACAUGUGGGGGAGCUGGAUCACAGCAUGGAGUCCUGCCAAAUUUGGUGUCAAACUGUUCCAUGUUGCUUGGCCUGAAAUGGGUAUGCCAAGAAUUACACAAGCACAAAGCUGCGGUUGGUUAUGGAUCUUAAUUUGAUUAGAUCAGUUCUUGCAUAAAUUGUAUGAUCACGGUACUGAAUGUUUCCAAGGCUUUGUGGUGGUAAGUUGUAACAGGUAGUGCUAUAUAGAUGCUACUUUGCUUUC
Panicum hallii is the source of this 973-nucleotide messenger RNA. RefSeq names its product CASP-like protein 1B1. The transcript has 3 exons. The record is from RefSeq and is a predicted model, not a curated record. The coding region runs from base 16 to 627 and encodes 203 amino acids. NCBI's taxonomy places the organism in Eukaryota, Viridiplantae, Streptophyta, Magnoliopsida, Poales, Poaceae.